This is a messenger RNA of Naumovozyma dairenensis CBS 421, 6459 nucleotides long. RefSeq names its product glutamate synthase (NADH) (gene GLT1). Gene Ontology annotation, molecular function: glutamate synthase (NADH) activity; FMN binding; iron ion binding. Lineage: Eukaryota; Fungi; Ascomycota; Saccharomycetes; Saccharomycetales; Saccharomycetaceae. The transcript has a single exon. The coding region runs from base 1 to 6459 and encodes 2152 amino acids. The record is from RefSeq and is a predicted model, not a curated record.
AUGCAAUUAAAAUCUGAACCAUUCGAUCUAUUGGAAGAUGCAUACGAAGGUGGAUCCUACAACAUUGACCAAUUGACUCAUGAAAAUACCAAAUCAUGGGCAAAUGUCAUCCCAGACAAAUGUGGUCUUUAUGAUCCAGAUUAUGAACGUGACGCAUGUGGUGUUGGUUUCGUCGCUAACAUAAAAGGUGAACCAUCUCACAAAAUUAUCUCCGAUGCUAAAUUUCUCUUAGUUAACAUGACUCACAGAGGUGCAGUCUCUACUGAUGGUAAUGGGGAUGGUGCUGGUAUCUUAGUUGGUAUUCCUCAUGAAUUUAUGAAAAGGGAAUUCAAAUUGGAUUUAAAUAUUGAUAUUCCUGAAAGAGGCAAAUAUGCCGUCGGUAACGUCUUCUUUCAAAAGAUUGAUAACGAAGAUCAAGAUUCACUUAAAAGACAAGAAAAAGUUGAUGCUCUUAAUAAGAACAAAAAAAUAUUCGAAGAUUUAGCUAACUCUUUGAAAUUAAAUGUCUUGGGCUGGAGAAAUGUUCCGGUUGACACUACUAUCUUAGGUUCUGUCGCUAAAUCUCGUGAACCAACUAUUCUUCAACCAAUGAUUGUUCCACUAAAUGAUACUGAAGAAUUUAACGAAACUGAAUUUAAUACGAACUUAUACCUUUUGAGAAAACAAGCUUCCAAUACAAUUGGUAUUGAAAAUUGGUUCUAUGCAUGUUCCUUAAAUAACAAAACCAUUGUUUACAAAGGUCAAUUAACUCCAGCUCAAGUUUACAGUUAUUAUCCAGAUUUAACAAACGCUUAUUUUCAAUCUCAUUUAGCUUUGGUCCAUUCAAGGUUCUCAACGAAUACUUUUCCAUCUUGGGAUAGAGCGCAACCAUUACGUUGGUUAGCUCAUAAUGGUGAAAUCAACACUUUAAGAGGUAACAAAAAUUGGAUGCACUCUAGAGAAGGUUCUAUGUAUUCAGAAACUUUUAAAGACCAACUAGACAAACUAUAUCCAAUUAUUGAAGAAGGUGGUUCUGAUUCUGCAGCUUUAGAUAACGUUUUGGAACUAUUAACUACCAAUGGUAAUUUAUCACUACCAGAAGCUAUCAUGAUGUUAGUCCCAGAAGCUUAUCAUGAGGACAUGGAUUCUGACUUGAAAGCUUGGUAUGAUUGGGCUGCUUGUUUAAUGGAACCAUGGGAUGGUCCAGCUUUGUUAACCUUCACCGACGGUAGAUACUGUGGUGCUGCUUUAGAUAGAAAUGGGUUAAGACCAUGUCGUUACUACAUCACUUCUGAUGAUAGAGUCAUUUGUGCUUCAGAAGUUGGUGUCAUUCCAAUUGAUAAUGCUUUGGUUAUUGAAAAGGGUAAAUUGAAACCUGGUGAUUUAUUCUUAGCCGAUACAGAAACCGGUGAAUUGGUUGAUACAAAGAAAUUGAAAUUACAAAUUGCUAAGAAGAAAGAUUUCAAAUCAUGGUUAUCCAAAGUAAUCAAAUUAGACGACCUUUUGGAAAAGACAAAGAAUUACAUUCCUACUGAAUUUGUUCCAAAAGAAGGUAUCCCAUCAUUCAAAGUUCAACAAGACCCACGUAUCUUAGCUAAUGGUUAUACUUUCGAACAAGUUUCUCUGUUAUUAACACCAAUGGCUUUAACUGGUAAAGAAGCUUUAGGUGCUAUGGGUAAUGAUUCUCCACUAGCUUGUCUAAAUAGAGACCCAGUUUUACUAUACGAUUAUUUUAGACAAUUGUUUGCUCAAGUUACGAAUCCACCAAUCGAUCCAAUUCGUGAAGCUAACGUUAUGUCCUUAGAAUGUUUUGUUGGUCCUCAAGGUAAUUUGUUGGAUAUUAAUCAAUCUCAAUGUGAACGUUUACUAUUAAGAUCUCCAAUCCUUUUCUGGGAAGAAUUCCAAGCUUUGAAGCAAAUUGAUAAAGCUUACCCAUCAUGGUCUGUCGGUGAAAUUGAUAUUACUUUCUCUAAAUCUGCUGGAUUACUAGGAUACACUGCUACCAUUGAACGUAUCACAAAGGAGGCUAGUGCUGCCAUUGAAGCCGGUAACAAGAUUAUUUUCAUUUCAGAUAGAAAAUUAGGUGAAGAUCGUGUUUCUAUUUCAUCAUUGAUUGCUGUUAGUACCAUUCAUCAUCAUUUGAUUAGGAACAGACAACGUUCUCAAACAGCUUUGAUUUUAGAAACUGCUGAAGCCAAAGAAAUUCAUCAUUUCUGUACAUUACUUGGUUAUGGUUGUGAUGGUAUCUUCCCAUACUUAGUCAUGGAAACUUUGGUUAGAAUGAAUAGAGAAGGCUUAAUCCGUAAUGUUGACGAUGAUGAUCACAAUACUGAUGAUAAGACCUUGUUAAGUAAUUAUAAACACGCUGUUGAUGCUGGUAUUAUGAAGGUUAUGUCUAAGAUGGGUAUUUCUACUUUAGCAAGUUACAAGGGUGCCCAAAUUUUUGAAGCUUUAGGUCUUGACAACUCUGUUAUUGACUUAUCUUUCCCUGGUACUGCUUCUAGAAUUAAAGGUGUUACUUUCGAAUAUCUAGCUCAAGAUGCUUUCUCCUUCCAUGAACGUGGUUAUCCAUCCAGAAAGACGGCCAACAGAUCUGUGACAUUACCUGAAGCUGGUGAAUAUCACUGGAGAGAUGGUGGUUAUAAGCAUGUUAACGAUCCAACUGCUAUUGCUUCUUUACAAGAUUCUGUCAGAAACAAAAAUGAUGCUUCAUGGGAAUUAUAUGUUAAGAAAGAAAUGGAAGCCAUUAAAGACUGUACAUUAAGAGGUUUAUUAGAAUUAGAUUAUGAUAACUCCACAGCUAUCCCGAUUGAACAAGUUGAACCGUGGACUGAAAUUGCUAGAAGAUUUGCCUCCGGUGCUAUGUCAUAUGGUUCCAUCUCCAUGGAAGCUCAUUCUACGCUUGCUAUCGCUAUGAACCGUCUAGGCGCUAAAUCUAAUUGUGGUGAAGGUGGUGAAGAUGCUGAGCGUUCUAUUGUGUCUCCAAACGGUGAUACUAUGAGAUCUGCCAUUAAACAAGUUGCUUCUGCCAGAUUCGGUGUUACAUCAUAUUAUCUAUCUGAUGCUGAUGAAAUUCAGAUUAAGAUUGCUCAAGGUGCUAAGCCUGGUGAAGGUGGUGAAUUACCAGCUCAUAAGGUUUCCAAGGAAAUCGCUAAGACGAGACAUUCUACUCCAAAUGUUGGUUUAAUUUCUCCACCUCCACAUCAUGAUAUUUAUUCUAUUGAAGAUUUGAAACAAUUGAUCUAUGAUUUGAAAUGUGCUAAUCCAAGAGCUGGUAUUUCUGUUAAAUUAGUUUCAGAAGUCGGUGUCGGUAUUGUUGCCUCCGGUGUUGCCAAAGCUAAGGCAGACCAUAUCUUAAUCUCCUCUCAUGAUGGUGGUACUGGUGCUGCUCGUUGGACCUCGGUUAAAUAUGCUGGUCUACCAUGGGAGUUAGGUUUAGCUGAAACUCAUCAAACAUUGGUACUAAAUGACUUGAGACGUAACGUUGUUGUUCAAACUGAUGGUCAAUUGAGAACUGGUUUCGAUCUUGCUGUUGCCAUCUUACUUGGUGCUGAAUCCUUUACUUUAGCUACUAUUCCAUUAAUUGUUAUGGGUUGUGUUAUGCUAAGAAGAUGUCAUUUGAACUCUUGUGCUGUUGGUAUUGCUACCCAAGAUCCAUAUUUGAGAAGUAAAUUCCAAGGUCAACCAGAACAUGUUAUUAAUUUCUUCUAUUAUUUGAUUCAAGAUUUAAGAAUGAUUAUGGCUAAAUUAGGUUUCCGUACCGUUGAUGAAAUGGUUGGUCACUCCGAAAAAUUAAAGAAGAGAGCUGACGCUAAUGCAAAGGCUUUCAAUAUUGAUUUAUCACCAAUCCUAACUCCAGCUCAUGAAAUCCGUCCUGGUGUUCCAACUAAAUUUACAAAGAAACAAGACCAUAAAUUGCAUACUCGUUUAGAUAACAAAUUAAUCGAUGAAGCUGAAGUUACUUUAGAUCGUGGAUUACCAGUCAAUAUCGAUGCUCAAAUUAUUAACACUGAUCGUGCCUUAGGUGCUACUUUGUCCUACAGAGUCUCCAAGAGAUUUGGUGAAAACGGGUUACCACAAGAUACCAUUGUCGUUAAUAUUGAAGGUUCAGCAGGUCAAUCAUUUGGUGCCUUCUUAGCUCCAGGUAUUACAUUUAUCUUAGAUGGUGAUGCCAAUGAUUAUGUUGGUAAAGGUUUAUCUGGUGGUAUCAUUGUUGUUAGACCUCCAAAGGGAUCUAAAUUCAAGAGUGAUGAAAAUGUUAUUGUUGGUAACACAUGUUUGUAUGGUGCUACAUCUGGUACUGUUUUUAUUUCUGGUGGUGUUGGUGAAAGAUUUGGUGUUCGUAACUCAGGUGCUACCGUUGUUGUUGAAAGAAUCAAGGGUAACAAUGCAUUUGAAUAUAUGACUGGUGGUCGUGCCAUUGUUUUAUCUCAAAUGGAAUCAUUGAAUGCGUUCUCUGGUGCUACUGGUGGUAUUGCAUACUGUUUGGUUUCGGAUUAUGAAGCAUUCACCACGAAGAUUAACAAGGAUACCGUUGAAUUGGAAAACCUACAAGAUCCUGUUGAAAUUGCAUUCGUUAAGAAUUUGAUUCAAGAACAUUUCCAUUACACUAAAUCUGAAUUAGCUGAAAAGAUUCUUGCUAACUUCAACCAUUAUUUGAAGAAUUUCGUUAAAGUAAUUCCAACUGAUUAUAAGAAGGUUCUUGAUAAGGAAGCUGCUGACAAAGCUAAGGAAAAGGCCACUGCUACAGCCAAUUACUUGAAAAACUUUAAAGCUUUACAAAGUGCUCCAAAUGAUUCCAUUGAUGCAACUAACGGUGAAAUUAAUGAUUUAAUGAGAUCACGUAAGGCCAAUAAAGCUAUUGUUUCUCAUAAAUCUACCUUAAAUGAACCAGAAGUUGUUGAUUUAGAGGAUGCAGUUCCAGAUCCUGAACAAUUAGAAAAGAAUGCUGAAAAGAUUGAGAAGUUACGUGGAUUUAUGAAGUAUGCUCGUCGUCACGAAACAUAUAGAAGUCCAUCCACUAGAGUAAAAGAUUGGAAAGAAUUUGUGAAACCAAUUUCUAAGAAGGAUGCUAAAUACCAAACUGCUAGAUGUAUGGAUUGUGGUACACCAUUUUGUUCUGCUGAUACUGGUUGUCCAUUAUCUAAUGUUAUUCCUAAAUUUAAUGAGUUAGUGUUUAAGAAUCAAUGGAAAUUAGCUCUUGAUAAAUUAUUGGAAACUAAUAAUUAUCCAGAAUUUACUGGUAGAGUUUGUCCUGCCCCAUGUGAAGGUGCAUGUACAUUAGGUAUUAGUGAAAAUCCAGUUGGUAUUAAAUCCAUUGAAAGAAUUAUUAUUGAUAAUGGGUUUAAAGAGGGUUGGAUUAAACCAUGUCCACCUGAAAUUCGUACUGAUAAGCGUAUUGCUGUUAUUGGAUCUGGUCCAGCAGGUAUGGCAUGUGCUGAUCAAUUGAAUAAAGCUGGUCAUAAUGUUACUGUGUAUGAAAGAGCUGAUCGUUGUGGUGGGUUAUUAAUGUAUGGUAUUCCAAAUAUGAAACUGGAAAAAUCUAUUGUUGACCGUCGUUUUGAUAUCUUGAGAGCUGAAGGUAUUGAAUUUAUUUGUAACACUGAAAUUGGUAAGGAUAUUUCUAUGGAAGAAUUACAAAACGAAUAUGACGCUGUUGUUUAUGCUAUUGGUUCUACCAUUCCAAGAGAUUUAAACAUUAAGGGACGUGAUUUGAAAAACAUUGAUUUUGCCAUGGAAUUAUUAGAAGAUAAUACCAAAGCUUUAUUAAACAAUGAUUUAGAGACUAUUCGCAAAGAAGUUGAAGGUAAGAAAGUUGUUGUUAUUGGUGGUGGUGAUACUGGUAAUGAUUGUUUAGGUACAUCUGUUAGACAUGGUGCUAAAUCUGUUAUUAAUUUCGAAUUAUUACCAUGUCCACCAAAUGAACGUGCUAGAGACAAUCCAUGGCCACAAUGGCCACGUAUUAUGAGAGUGGAUUAUGGUCAUUCUGAAGUUAAAGAACAUUAUGGUAAUGAUCCUCGUGAAUAUUGUAUUUUUGCUAAGGAAUUUAUUGGUAAUGAAAAUAAUGAAGUUAAAGCUAUUAAGACAGUUAGAGUUGAAUGGAAGAAAUCUGAAAGUGGUGUAUGGCAAAUGGUUGAAAUUCCAAAUACUGAAGAAACAUUUGAAGCUGAUUUAGUUUUAUUAUCUAUGGGUUUUGUUGGGCCUGAAUUGAUUGAAGAUGCUAAUGUCACCAAGACAUCUAAGGGUACCAUUAUGACUGAUAAUGAUGCGUCAUAUCAUGUUGCAGGCAAUGUUUAUGCUGCUGGUGAUUGCAGAAGAGGUCAAUCUUUGAUUGUUUGGGCUAUUCAAGAAGGUAGAAAAUGUGCACAUUCCAUUGAUAUUGAUUUGAUGGGAUCCACCAAAUUACCAUGUAAUGGUGGUAUUGUUAAGCGUGAUUUCAAUUUAUUAGAAGAUUUAGCAGCUGAAGUUGCUUAUGCUUAG